Molecule: messenger RNA, 1533 nt
Organism: Chaetomium fimeti
Lineage: Eukaryota; Fungi; Ascomycota; Sordariomycetes; Sordariales; Chaetomiaceae
Product: glycoside hydrolase family 76 protein
Exons: 5
Coding region: 81-1448 (455 amino acids)
Biological process (GO): carbohydrate catabolic process; fungal-type cell wall biogenesis
Molecular function (GO): mannan endo-1,6-alpha-mannosidase activity
Source: RefSeq, a predicted model, not a curated record
GGGAGAACCUACAUUUGCACUCCUUUUCCGCGUGUUGCGCUUCUCACUUAGUCACUCGCUUAGUACCUCUGUAUCUUAACAUGAUUUUGGCCCGGCUCGUGAUGGGCGCCCUUGCUGGGGCUGGGGCUGUAAACGCUGCAUACAGCAUCGCGUCAGAUGCCGAUAUCAAGCGAACAGCUUCGGACGUGGCAUGGGAUCUCCUGCAAUACUACAAAGGCAACGAAACAGGACAGACGCCUGGAAUCCUGCCCGGCCCUCCCCCAGCGGGCGAUUACUACUGGUGGGAGAGCGGCGCCAUGUGGGGGACGCUGAUCGAUUAUUGGAAGUUGACGGGCGAUGCGACAUACAACGACGAGAUCACGAGGUCGAUGCUUUGGCAGGUUGGGCCGAACCGAGACUUCAAACCGCCCAACGUCACAGCCUCGUUGGGCAACGACGAUCAGGCCUUCUGGGGCAUGUCCGCCAUGCUGGCCGCCGAAAACAACUUUCCCAACCCUCCGAAGGACCAACCACAGUGGCUGGCGCUUGCCCAGGCCGUCUUCUACACACAAGCCACCCCCGACCAGCACGAUGAUACAUGCAACGGCGGGUUGAGAUGGCAGAUUUAUCUUUCGAACAACGGAUACGACUACAAGAACAGCAUCGCCAACGGCUGCUUCUUCAACCUCGGCGCAAGACUCGCUCGCUACACUGGGAACCAAUCAUACGCCGACUGGGCAGAGAAGACAUGGGACUGGAUGAGGGGAGUCGAGCUCAUGGACGACGAGUACAACAUUUACGACGGCGCCCACGUCCAAACCAACUGCACCGACAUCAACCGCGCCCAGUUCUCGUACAAUAAUGCCGUCUACCUCGAGGGUGCUGCCUUCAUGUAUAACUACACCAACGGAAGCGAGAAAUGGAAGCAGCGCGUAGAGAGCCUCGCCGACGCAACAAUCAAGACCUUCUUCCCGGACGACGUGGCGUACGAGAUCGCGUGCGAGGAGCACAUGUCGUGCACGGCCGACAUGCUCAGCUACAAGGGCUACCUGCACCGGUGGAUGGCGGUGGCCACGCAGGUGGCGCCCUUCCUGUCCGGCAAGGUGCUGCCCGUGCUCAAGAAAUCGACCGAGGCCGCCGUGUCCACCUGCACGGGAGAGGCCAACGGCCGCACCUGCGGCUUCAAGUGGAACACGGGCGCCUACGACGGCAGCCACGGCGCCGGCCAGCAGAUGAAUGUGCUGGGGGCUGUGUCGUCGCUGUUGAUUGCGCAGAGCGAGCCCCCCGUGACUAACAUGACGGGCGGCACCAGCAAGGGUGAUCCCGAGGCGGGGACGCACUCGGAUCGGAAUAAGAAGAAUGAGUUGCGCCCGAUCACGGCGGGGGAUAAGGCCGGCGCUAGUAUUCUGACCAUUCUUGUUAUUGUGUCGGCGGUGAGCACCUUCGGGUGGAUGAGCACGGGAGUGUAAUGGCGUGUGCGGUGAGGGUUGUUGUUGGGUCGUGGAAAAUAUGGUGGUGUUGUGGUUGGUCGUGGUUGUUUUAUUUGUUUCAGGC